This is a messenger RNA of Beta vulgaris subsp. vulgaris (sugar beet), 2432 nucleotides long. RefSeq lists its product as hypothetical. Gene Ontology annotation, molecular function: protein binding. Bases 180 to 2177 code for a protein of 665 amino acids. The transcript has 11 exons. Lineage: Eukaryota; Viridiplantae; Streptophyta; Magnoliopsida; Caryophyllales; Amaranthaceae. The record is from RefSeq and is a predicted model, not a curated record. Gene Ontology annotation, biological process: response to endoplasmic reticulum stress.
CCAUUUCCUGCUCUGUUAUACUCUUCCACUUCCCCACUACUCCACACCAUUAUUUACACCCCAUUUUUCUCUCCUCUCUCUCUACAGAAUUCCGCUUCUUCUUCACUUUUCUGCGGCGUCGAAUUUUGCUCCUUGCUUCUGAAGUUUCCUGAAGCUUCGAGAAGCGCUUUUGAUCAAGGAUGGGUGCUGGUAGGAAGACGGAAUCAGUAGUGUUGCAGUCUAAGACAGCUCCUCAACAGACAAGCAACCGAAAUCCCUGUACGGCUCGGGGUAUGAGGAAAAAUGACCUUGCUGCAGUAAUCUUUGGGUGCAAGCACAACACUAUCAAUGAAUGUAAAAGCAAACAGUUAUUUGGGUUACCCUCUUCACAUAUAAAGUAUGUGCAAUAUGUUACUCCAGGCAUGCCUCUGUUCCUAUUCAACUACAGUGACAGGAAGCUUCAUGGGAUAUACGAGGCAACAUCUCGUGGACAAUUGAGUAUUGAUCCAUAUGCAUGGACAUUGGAUGGUGAAGUGGAGACACUAUAUCCUGCACAGGUUCGCGUGAAGGUUCGUCUGCAGUGUCGAGCACUACGUGAAGAACAAUUCAAGCCCGUUCUUGCUGAAAAUUACAGUAGCCAUGAGCCCAACCAUUUUUGGUUUGAGUUGGACCAAGCGCAAACCAACAAGUUGAUAUCUCUGUUUGCAGCUUCUCCACUAAGCCAAAAUGAAGUUGGUCCAAUGGCUUAUCAAGAAGAUUGCAACAGCAAAGUUAAACAAAAAAUUCAACCUGCAGCAGAUCAAGAUGUAGGCGAGAAGCACAAAAAUGUUGCUAGUUCUUCUGAAGGGAAACAGUGGAGUUCGUUGUUUAAAUCUCAGUCUGAUUCUACCCUAAAAAAGGAAGAUGAAAAAUCCAAUAGCGAAGUGUUUUCCAACAUGUCAGAAGAUGAAACUCUUACUCUAUCUGAAGCUAUUCAUGUGGAUGAAGCUCCUCCUAUGCCAGGAGUGCCUCAAGUUAACGAAUCUCCUGUUGUGUCAGAAGUGGCCUGCAUUGAUGAAGCACCUAUUCAAUCAGAACUGAUUUGUUUUACUGGAGAAAUCAGUUCCGAAUCGAACUCAACUUAUCAUACUGGUAUCAACAAGCUGAUCAUCCAGGCAAUUGAAGAGGUGAAAGCAUUUCAGCUGAAUCAAACACGGAAAAUCCAGAGCUUGGAGCAGAAUUUGAUAGAAGCCAAAGAAAGAAUAAGAGAGUUGGAGAAUUGUCAUUGGGGAUCUGGGAAGUCCAUACCUCCUCAGUCAACUGGGCAUGUUGAGGAGCUGCAGUUCAAUAGAACUUCUCAAGAUUCAUGUCAUUCCAUACUUUUAGUGGGUGGGUUUAGUGGCUCCUCCUGGCUCCGCGACUUGGAUUUGUACAUGCCUUCUGAGGAUGUGCUGCAAUCUCUUGAACCAAUGACUUCUGUUCGUCCAUACGCUUCCGUGGUGAAACUGAAAGAUGCUUUAUAUGUUUUAGGAGGUGGCUAUAGUACAUCCUGGUAUGACACAGUUGAAUCCUACAACUUGAAAACUCAGCAGUGGAUGAGUUUCCCUCCAUUAAAUAAGAAGAAAGGGAGUUUGGGAGCAGUCUCUUUCUGUGACAAAAUUUAUGCUAUAGGAGGUGGAAAUGCAAGCGACUGCUUCUCUGAGGUAGAAAUGCUUGAUCUGGACAUUGGAAAUUGGGUCCUCACCAGAUCGAUGGGGCAAAAGCGAUUUGGCCCAGCUGCAGCACAAAUAAAUGGCGUGCUCUAUGUUGUUGGUGGAUAUGAUGGAAGUGUAUACCUAGGGUCUAUGGAAAGAUUUGACCCUCGUGAAUAUUCAUGGACUGGACUGAAGAGUAUGACCACAAGGAGAGGAUGUCACUCCCUUACAGUUCUGGAUGAAAAGUUGUAUGCCAUUGGUGGAUAUGAUGGAGCUCAAAUGGUACCGACUGUUGAAGUUUUUGAGCCUCGUGUUGGUUCAUGGACAAUGUUGGAGCCAAUGAAAUAUGCCAGAGGGUAUAUGGGUACUGUGACUCUCGGAAACACUAUCUAUGUGAUUAGCGGAAUGCAGGAGAACGAGGAAAUCUUGGACACAGUGGAGUGUUACUCUGAGGGUAAAGGAUGGCAACUAGCAAACAUGAAAUCCAUUGGAAAGAGAUGCUUCUUUUCAGCUCUUGCAGUGUGAUUUUGACAUCGCAAAUCUGUGAAUGAAAAUUAGUAUAUAAUAUAAAAGUCUGUAAUUAGCCAGCUAAUUAGCACUCUAACUUAUAAUCGAAGAAACAGAAGUUGUUAAAUAGAACUUGCUAGCUGUGGUUCAUUGCGCUUGGUUUUUUUAAGCCAUUAUAAGCGUUUUACUUCCCACAUCUCCAUAUCAUACUUGACACUACCGAUUUGAAAAUACCAAGUUGUAAACUUGUAAUCGGAAAACUUGUUCAUGUUA